AUGCUCGUUGCACAUUUCCAAUUGUGUUCUGGUCACGAACUAUCUCUGACUACUACGAACUCCCAGCAUAAACGUUCGGAUUGUGUAAUCUGGCGGCCACCAACUGUAAACCAACCAUGGACCCAGUUUGAUCACGUGUCCAUCAGCGACCGGUGGCCGGUCAACAAGAAGCACGCCAACCCAUCAUCUUCGGUGAACUACCAUAGCCCAGCCGUAUCGGUCCGUGCUAACCCAACAACUCUCGAAGAUGUUAGCCGCGUUCGAAAGCUGUCUGUCGUCAUCGUCAUCAAAGACAGCAACAUCAGUGUUGCCACUGGUGCUUCACUGACUGCUGCACUGCAUAAAGUAAUGAAUGACUCUAGUUCCAAAUUCUUGAGAGUGGCCCCUCAGGAAAAACCUACCUGGCCGGACCGAGACGCUUGUAGGUUUUGGUGGAUUUCUUCAAACCUUUCCAAAUCUCUAUGCGGAACAUCCGAAGACGAACCGGCUUCCACAGACGUGAUUAAACGGAGGACCAUCACUGGAGAACUUGAGCUUGAACCUUGGAACAUCAGAACCACACUGGAUAGAGUGGACAGUGAUAGUCAUGAACGGCAAAUAACACUAGUUGCCAAGAGACUGGAACGUUGGUGUGUGGACAUUGCGGCGUGGAACGUGACAAGACUGGUGAAGCAUGAAAAACUCGAAACUGAAGCCGGACAAAGCACAGUUGAUGGGACUCGUGUUUGCAUUUUGCAGUGUCCGAAAACGUUUUUGCAAGAAUAA
Messenger RNA from Opisthorchis viverrini, 765 nucleotides. RefSeq lists its product as hypothetical. The record is from RefSeq and is a predicted model, not a curated record. NCBI's taxonomy places the organism in Eukaryota, Metazoa, Platyhelminthes, Trematoda, Opisthorchiida, Opisthorchiidae. The transcript is spliced from 4 exons. The coding region runs from base 1 to 765 and encodes 254 amino acids.